AUACCGUAUUCUCAAAACUAGUAUGCACUGUUUAUGGUUACAGCCAGGUGAAAACGUCGACUUUUGAGAAAAUAUUUAAUUUUUUAAUAAUUAUUCACGAAGCAAUUGCUUCUAAGACAUUGUAAAAUGGAUGAAGUGGACUCACCUUUCCUACGAAAGAAGAAAUCACAGCAGAAGCAGUCAGACAAUCGCUUCCAAUCAGAAUUACAGAUGAAACUUCAACAGCGCCGAAGUGAUGGUUUAACAUAUGGUCUGACUAGUGAAGAAAGCGACAGCCUUGUGGAUGAUGAUGAUGGUGAUAGUGAUGAAGAAAUUCUUGCACAACACAGAAGAAAUUUGUCUAACCGAAAACAAACAAACAGGCCAGGUUCUGCAAAAAGAAGAACUCCUACAUUUCAAGACACUAAUGAUAUAAGUUUGGGUGAUACUAUUAGGCCUGGACAAAGUGGGAACAGGUUUAUGAAACAGCAAGGACAGCAGCAUCAAAAUGAGAGUAUUCCUGCCCUCAACACGAGCGGGAAAGGAAGAACCUCCCCAGGGAUGCCGUCAUUAACAUCUCCCAAGCUUUCUCCAAAAGACAGCAGAAGUCUAACUGAUGCUUUUGGUGGGAAAAGGUCACCAAGUCCCAAGUAUGGAGCCCAACCCAUGUCUCAAGAGGAUAUCAUAUUUGGCAGGAAGACUCCAACUAAUGACCCAAGACGUCAGAGUCCCACAGACAAUAAGCCAUGGCAGCCACCAAAUUUUCGUAAAACCCCAGCCACAGAGCAGUUAGAAAACAGAUCCCCAUCUCCAGGUUUACAAGGUAGGAGAACCCCAUCUCAAGAGCCAUUUCUCCAGAGUAUAGAUGAGAAGGAGAAGACACCAAGAAAGGGCAGGUUCCCGAGCCCUAAAGAACGCAGUCCCAAAGGUGGUCUACCCAGUCCAAAGGAACGAUUCUCCAAAUCAGACAGGAAAUCACCAAAGGGCCUCUCUAUAGACGAUUCUCCUCGACUGGAUGAUGUACCUAAAGCCCGACCAAGACACAAGACCGACAUAUUUGGGAAAACAGACCCGGUAGAUGUGGAUCUGGAGACGGAUUCCCCGUCUGUUAGCAGAUUUCACAGGGGGGCUCCAGGUGGCAGAAAAUCCCCCUCACAAAUUGGGAGAAAAACUCCAACAAAUUUAGAUGACAGGAAAACUCCAACAAACUUUGAUGGUAGGAAGACUCCAACAAACUUCGAUGGCAGGAAGACUCCAACAAAAUUUGAUGGCAGGAAGACUCCAACAAAAUUAGAUGGAAGAAAAACACCAACAGAUAGAGAUUCUUACAGAAAUCAUGAGAGAGAGACAAAACCACAACCCACAAGGAACACAUCACUUCUGGAUAUGCUCAACGACGAUUUCGAUUCCUCAAAAAGUAAAAAGAAAGAAGAACGGAAACCAAAACUAUUGUCACAGACCCCCCAAGAACCUCAAGAGAGGGAGGAUAGUAUUAGGGAUGAUAUUCUAGGGGAUAAAAUAAACAGGGCCAAGCACAGACAGACCAAAUCAGCCAAUCUGGACAAUAGAGACAUUGGAAAUAGAGACACCAUGACUGCAGGAAAGAAAAGGACGGACAAGGAGAAAAUGAUACCUGAUGAUAGUUCAUUGUGUGAAGAGUUUGACAAAGAUCCUCUGGGAAGGUCGUUUACUGAACCAGAAAAACAAGCUAAGCCAGGUAAACGUUCAACAGAAAGCAAAAAGUCAAAUGAUAUAAUAGAUAAGGUGGCUCAAGAACAAAACAAACCUGACUCAGGCACGAUGAAGUCCACAGAUACCAACAGAUCUCUCAGAAAAACUGACAAGGAACACCGCCCCAAGCCACGAUACACAAUUCCUGGUACCCCCACUAGUCAGGGCACCCUCUCAGAAAUGUCAUUCAAUGACACCAUGUCCAUCCGCCAAGCGGUGUAUGAGGAGUGGAGGAAAGAGAAGAUGAAAUCAGCGAAGAAAGAGAAAGCAGAGCACGAAAAGAAAAAGCAGGAAGAAGUGAAGAAAAAGGAAGAGGAGAAAAAAGAAAAGAAGCUUGAAAAUGAGAGUUCCUACAAGACAUGGAAGGAAUCAAAAGAGGACACAUAUGUCAAAAAAAUCAGAGAGGAUAGACAGAAAGAAAGAGAAAAGAAGGAAAAGGAGGAGGAAGAAAUCCAGAAGAAAAAAAGAGAUGCUGAAAAGACUUUUCAAAUAUGGAAAGAGGAGAAGGAUGAAGAAAUAAAAGAAAAGCUGAGGAGGAAGAGAGAAGAGGAAAGAGAAAAGCAGUAUGAAGAAGAAGAAAAGAAAAGAGAGAAAGAAAAGGAAAACCAGACAGCUUUAAGAGGAUGGAAAAACAAGAAAGAAGUGGUGUUAAAAGAAAAGGAGAAGGAGGAGAAAAAGAAAAAACUUUCCACUCUUACUGAACAGGAGAAAUUGAAAAGAGAGCAGGAAAGAGAGGCAGAGAAACUGUACGAAAAAUGGCUGAGGAGAAAGGAUGAUCAGAAAAGAAAAGAUAAAAGUCGGAGAUAUGGAUCAACAGAGGACAUUGAAUUCCGUCCAGCAUGGAGUCCAGCGAGUAAAACGAUACCUUUCGGAAGAUAAAAUCACACAACCAUGAUGAAAUCAUUGAUUUGUCACCAGUUGAAAUGAAUAAUAGCUUGUCAGAGGAAGUGCUGAUGACCCAUUUGUAGUCUAGAAUUCAGAAAUAGUUGGAAAAUACCUGUAUCUACAUGUACUAAACUAGAUAUGUAGAGGGUAGGAUUGAAUGGAGCUAAAAACAAUUUACAUUGCUCAUGCACCCAAUAUUUCCAAAACUUGUGAAUGCUGUCCGUCCUAAUUGGAUUUUUAAUAGUUGUUUUGUUUCCUUCUGUUAUAUGCCAUAUUUGUAUUGUGCAUACAUUGUAUUUAUUAGUCAUAGUUCAUGCAUGCCAUAAGAACUACACAUGCAUUUUCCUGAUCAAAAUUUGGACAUGUAUUGAAAUCACCAUGACCUGAAUUCAACUGAUCAAUAUGCCCUGAAUUCAACUGAUCAUAAUGCCCUGAAUUCAAUUGAUCACCGUGCCCUGAAUUUAACUGAUCAAUAUGCCCUGAAUUCAACUGAUCACCAUGUUUUGAAUUCAACUGAUCAUCAUGUUUUGAAUUCAACUAAUAAAGUUUCCGUCUCUAAAUGAUAUGUGUUAAGUAUUCUCAUACAGCAUUGUAUUGUUCACCUUUUGGUCCCAGGAGCAGUGUAGGGACUGCACUAUAGGACUGCAAAAUAUAUUCCAAAAUAAUUUUGUUUAAAAGAAUACAAGACUACAGUUUGCCAAAACAGAAUGCAAAACUUCCCAUCUGUACAUUUGAAUUGAUUCAUAACAUGUCCUCACAUAGUUGGACUAAAAGGGUCACAGAAUUUUACAGAUGUUGUAGGAAAGUAUUUUCUGCAUCUUUUUCUCAAGAGAGCUAUACAUGCUAACAUCUUUGUGUAACUUUGAUUCAAGGGGUUUUUUUUAUGCCAUGGUCCCAGGAGGCCAGUUAAUGGAGUCCCUAUAGGGGUGUAAGGAUUUACCUGAGGAACAUAGGUACACAAUCUUCUAAAGAACAACAGAAGAGAUAACAAAGGCUACAUUCUGCAACUUAGCAGACAUCCUUUUUGGUUUUUUUACUGGUAUAACAUGAUGAAAGGCUUAUUUAGGUAUCCUCUGUGUUUCUAGUAUAACAUGAUGAAGGGCUUAUUUAGGUAUCCUCUGUGUUUCUAGUAUAACAUGAUGAAAGGCUUAUUUAGGUAUCCUCUGUGUUUCUAGUAUAACAUGAUGAAAGGCUAAUUUAGGUAUCCUCUGUGUUUCUAGUAUAACAUGAUGAAGGGCUUAUUUAGGUAUCAUCAAUGUUACUGGUAUAACAUGAUGAAGGGCUUAUUUAGGUGUCCUCAAUGUUACUGGUAUAACAUGAUGAAGGGCUUAUUUAGGUAUCCUCUUUGGGUUUUUUUUACUGGUAUAACAUGAUGAAGGGGCUUAUUUUAAGGACUCCAAAUCUUUGAUGAAUGAUAUCUUUGUGAGCAUUGUGGCCUGUUUGUGUCAUGAGGCAAAGGUUAGGAAUUUCAUUUUUAAAAACUUUUAAGAAUUUAUAGUUUUACCCAAUAAUUCUCAUAAUGUGUUGUAUGUUGAAUUGUGAUAUCAUACAUAUUAAACAGUUCAUUUGAGAGUCGGAAAAGUUUGUAGAGAAUAAAUGUAAGAAAAAAUUUAUUACAUGUACUUCAUUUUUUUUUUUUUACUUUUGAGUUAUGUACAUAAUUUUUUUAAUGAUCAAAUUGUUAUUAUGAAAAUAUUGUAAGCAUUGAAUAGAUGUUUAAAGAUGUU
Molecule: messenger RNA, 4322 nt
Organism: Ostrea edulis (European flat oyster)
Lineage: Eukaryota; Metazoa; Mollusca; Bivalvia; Ostreida; Ostreidae
Product: ABC transporter F family member 4-like
Exons: 13
Coding region: 127-2589 (820 amino acids)
Biological process (GO): mitotic spindle assembly; mitotic cytokinesis; regulation of mitotic cytokinesis
Cellular component (GO): astral microtubule
Molecular function (GO): microtubule binding
Source: RefSeq, a predicted model, not a curated record